This is a messenger RNA of Adineta steineri, 2447 nucleotides long. The record is from the annotation of a GenBank genome assembly. Lineage: Eukaryota; Metazoa; Rotifera; Eurotatoria; Adinetida; Adinetidae.
GUAUUGAUGAAUAAAUGUGAAAAAGUGAAAAAUGAAAAUGAGGAGCAUGUAAUUAUAAUGGAAAAUGCAUCAUUUUCUUGGAAAGAUACUCCUUCUUUGUUUUCUCUCAAUCUCAAAAUUAGAAAUGGUAACUUGAUUGGAGUGAAAGGUAGCAUCGGUGCUGGCAAAUCAACGCUAUUAGCUGCUAUCCUCGGUGAGAUCAAUCUUGUUAGUGGAAAAUUACUAGUGCAUACUCAGUCAAUUUCAUAUGCUCCACAAUCGGCAUGGAUAUUUGCUGAUACUCUUCGAGCUAAUAUUCUACUGGGUAAACCAAUCGAUGAAGAACGUUACAAUAAUGUAAUAAAAGCAUGUUGUCUUGAUAUCGAUCUACAGAAUUUUGGUGAAGUUGGUGAUUUAUUAAUGAUUGGCGACAAAGGAGUUAAUUUAAGUGGAGGACAAAAAGCUCGAAUAUCGCUUGCUCGUGCACUUUAUGCUGAUGCUGAUCUAUAUUUACUCGAUGAUCCACUUGCUGCUGUUGAUCCUAAAGUGGCUAAAAGUAUUUUUGAUCAAUGCAUCGGCCCAUAUAGUCUCCUUCGUGGAAAAACUAGGAUAUUAGUUACACAUCAGACACACUUAUUAAUUGAAACAGAUCAAAUGUUUUACUUAGACAAUGGGCACAUAGAAGAAUUACAUAUGGAACAACAAACUACAAUAGAACCAUCCAACAAAACAUCAGGAGCAGAUGUAUCUGACAUCAAGGAAACCGAUUGGAAACUUGAUCCUUCUGCGGCUGAUAUGAAUUCUAUUAUAAAGAAUGAGACAUCGGUUAGUGGUUCCAUUAAGUGGAAUAUUUGGCUAAAACUAUUUACUGCACCUCCGUUACGUUGGUUUGGCUUUUUGCUUAUGAUUAUUUUAAUGUUUGGUAAUGAAGCGUUGUAUGAUUUUACAAAUCGUUGGCUUGCUCUAUGGUCGGGUAAAGAUGAAAACGAACAACGAUCUUCAUUUUAUGCUUAUAUCUAUCUUGGAGGUGUACUUUGUACAUUCAUCGUUACUUUAAUACAUGCCGCCUAUAUCAUUUAUAUUAUGUUGUGUGGUUCGACCUAUUUUCAUAAUCAAAUGCUCAAAGGUAUCUUAUAUACAUCGUUACGUUUCUUUGAAAAAAAUCCAAGUGGACGAAUCUUGAAUCGAGCAAGUAAAGAUCAACAAGUAGUAGAUGAAUCAUUACCUCUGGCUUUAAUUGAUACUAUGCAAUAUCUACUACAAACUUUAGGUUCUAUUAUAAUCAUUGGAAUGGCCAACCCAUGGGUACUUAUAAUUCUGAUUCCAUUAGCUCCCGCAGUUUUGUGGCUUCGUCGAUUUUAUAUGCGUUCGAGUCGUCAACUCAAACGACUAGAAAGUGUAACACGUAGUCCUAUUUAUACAUUGUUCGCAACAUCAUUAGAUGGACUCACUAGUAUUCGUGCAUUUCAAGUUCAAAAUGAUUUUUUAGAGAAGUUCAUCGAAAGAAUCGAUGCAAAUUCACGAGCUUCCUUCAUUCUCUCUGCCACUUCGCAUUGGUUUGGUUUACGACUCGAUUUUAUGGUAUCCUUACUCACUUUAGCUACUUGUAUUCUUUCCGUAGCAUUGCGUCAUCAAAUCACACCAUCGAUAGCAGCACUUAGUAUAAGCUAUUGCAUUACUUUAACAGGUCUCUUUCAAUGGGCUGUACGACAAUCAGCUGAAGCUGAAAAUUUCAUGACCAGUGCAGAACGUAUUUAUGAAUAUGGUCAACUAAUAUCAGAAAGUCAAGAGAACACUAAUGACAAUAAUGUUCUCAUUCAACCUGACAAUGAUUGGCCUUCUCGUGGUAUUAUUGAAUUUAAAGAUUAUACUUUUCGCUACCGACCAGAGCUCGAUCCUGUACUUAAAAAUCUUAAUUUACGAAUUGAAUCCAAGGAAAAAAUUGGAAUUAUUGGUCGAACAGGUGCCGGAAAGUCGUCACUUCUUCAAGCUCUCUUUCGACUUGUCAGCCAAUCAGCAGUUAAUGGAACUAUUCUUAUCGAUGGUAUCGAUAUUGGACGUUUGUCACUUGAUUAUCUUCGUUCUCAUAUAAGUGUUAUUCCACAAGUACCCAUACUUUUUUGUGGUACUCUUCGAUACAAUAUUGAUCCAUUCAAACAAUUCACAGAUGAAGAAUGUCUUACAGCACUUGAAGCUGUUCAACUCAAAUCAUUGGUGCGCAACCAUCCAGAUGGAUUCCAUAUGUUGGUAGCUGAAUCUGGUACAAAUUUGAGUGCUGGUGAACGGCAAUUGAUUUGUGUAGCUCGAGCAAUUCUGAAGAGGAGUCACAUAUUAUUAAUUGAUGAAGCUACUGCAAAUGUUGACUAUGCGACUGAUAAGAUGAUUCAGGAAGUAAUUGCUGACAAAUUUCGUGAUCGUACCAUAUUAACUAUUGCACAUCGAUUAAACACAAUAGUUAAUAGUGAUCG